Molecule: messenger RNA, 3573 nt
Organism: Sabethes cyaneus
Lineage: Eukaryota; Metazoa; Arthropoda; Insecta; Diptera; Culicidae
Gene: Asph
Product: aspartyl/asparaginyl beta-hydroxylase
Exons: 10
Coding region: 377-3031 (884 amino acids)
Biological process (GO): peptidyl-aspartic acid hydroxylation
Cellular component (GO): endoplasmic reticulum
Molecular function (GO): protein binding; peptidyl-aspartic acid 3-dioxygenase activity
Source: RefSeq, a predicted model, not a curated record
UGUGUGCACUGUGGACCGUGCUUCUCCGGUCCGUUCUUCCGUUCACAAGAAAGACCGCAGAUCAGAUCUUUGAACUCAACUUAUCGCGUUUCUUUUGUCGUUCUUCGGAUCUCUCUCCUGAUGAUGAUGGUUUAGCUUACUUUAGUAAUGAGAAAAUCUUUCGUUCGUGUGGUUCGUAGAGUAGGACGUUCCGUAAUGACUGAAAUAAGUGUCUUCCGGUUCUAGACUGUAAACGGCAGAUAAUAAUUAUUCGUGGUUUGUUGUUCAGUGUUGCAGCGUAGAAUAAUUGUCGCAGUUGUGAUCGAUUUGAAAAGAAGUUUUUAAUCUAAUACAAUAGUCAUUGUUAUCUGAUAAGCUUAUCUAACAAAGCCCAGCAAUGUCCGGUGAUGUCCAACCACGGAAGCGCAAGGAUAAGAAAAGGAAGAAAGAUGAUGAAGAUGCAGUCAAGGAAACCCCCAGUGCGAGGCAGCCUAGUGCAGGAGCAGCCCAGGCCGCUACCCAGCCCGGCGAUAUUCAGAUGCACAUCCACAGCGAGCAUGGAACGGGAGGCAAUUGGUGUGCAAAGAUUGUCUUUUUCCUUCUGUUGACCUGCUUGGGUGUGCUAACCGGUCUCAUUAUGAUUGAGAACCGUGGAGUGUCGAAUGCAGAUACUCCCCUGUCGGAAUCACGCUACGCCGAGUAUUUCAGUGGCUGGGUUGAUGAAAAUCGUGAAGACGAUCAUCACCAUGAGGAUAUUCUUAACGCACUUAAUCAACUGGAGGAAGAGCAUGGGGACGAUGAUGGGCAUGAUGAGGAACCAUACACCGAAGAGGAAGAUCAUGAUGAUGACGAACAGGGCGGACACGACGAAGAGGAUGAAGCAGACGAGGAAGAACUUCGCAAACUAGACGAUGAUGAAGUGGAGGAAAUUGUGGCAGCAGAGAAAAAGGUCGCCCAACAGGAAGCGGCCCUUGCACGAGAUGACGACGACGCGGAUGCUCCUGCAGCAGUUCCCCAAACCACCACUGGCAAGGUCGACGACGGUGAUGAUGAUGAUGUUGAUGAUGGAAAAGAAGAUGACGACGACGACGGUGCUGUUGUUAAGGAUGAAUCGAACGACGAAGCUGAUGCCAUCGCUAAAGAAAUUGAAAACAUUGCCGACGCUAACGAUGCCGAUGAUGAUGGUGACAAUGAUGAGGAUGAUGAUGAUGAAGACGAUAAUAGUCCCUUCGAUGAAGAGGCUAACAAACUAAACCUAGCUUCAACAGAAAAUGAAGUGCCGAAGGGUGCUGAAGCCACUGGAAGUAGCAACAAGGACUCCACUGUUGUUGUUGAUCAGUUGGAGAAACCGGACAUCAGCGUUGAGAUACUAAAAUCGCAAAUGGAUGAUUUAGUAGAGAAUUAUAACAAACUGGCAGAAAUGCUCAAUGUUCCGAAAGAGGACUAUUUCCAAGAUACCAUCAGCAUCAAGGAUGAAAACGAUGAUGAUCAGAUUGACCAGCAGGUUGAUGACGAUGGUGACGAUGACAACGAUCUAGGUGGAAAAGUUGAAGAAAGAACUAGUUUUGCUCCAAAUGAUGAUGAUGGCGACGAUGAUGUUGAUGGUGACGAUGACGGCGAUGGUGAUGCGUUCGAAAACUUCGUUGACAAUGACGGUGGAGAGGAGGAGUAUCUAGCCAAAGUGAGACAAGAACAGGAGCUGAAGAAUCAACGGCUUCAACAGCAGGAGAAGGAAGAACCUAGGGAGGAGUCUUCGCAAAUUCCUUCUAGGCCUAGCGAAUCGGACUCCUACCAGGGAGAGCUAGAAAGAGCAAAAAGACAACUCGAUGAGUUCAAAGAUACGAAAGCGGCUCUGCAAAGUUUCGAAACUCUGUUAGGCCGGUACCCAGACCUGAAGCCGGCGCUCGUGGGUAAAGCGCGCACCCUGGAUCUGAUGGCUGAACAGCAGCAAAGCAACACGAUCCUGGAGGAUGCGAUCGAAGCGUACCGCAAGGUACUAGCGCUGGGGCGGUCGCUGGAUGACGGCACGCUGCAAACCAUUGCCGAGCGCUGUAUCAAUCGAAUUCGGUUCAGUGGGCAGUACCUGAAAGCUGUUGACGUCCAUCAGGUGCUGAUUAAGCGUUUCGACUCGGAGCCCAAGUUUAGGAAUCAACUAGCUGUGACGUAUCUUAUGGCCAAUCGAUUAGCAGAAGCCAAAGCCGUUCUGCAUGAAACUCUCCUACGAUGGAUUGAAGAUGGAUUUGCGCUCGUACACUACGGGUUUGUCGUGAAAAACCAUGACAAAAACAUGGAAGAAGCUGUCCAAUAUUUGCAGGAAGGAAUAGCAACUGGUCACGAAGGUACUCAAGAUGGUCGAUUCUAUUUCCACUUGGGUGAUGCCUUACAACGCUUGGGUAGAAACGAAGAAGCCCUGAAGGUCUAUCAAAAAGGUGCUGAUAAGAAGCUGUUUCUAUCGAUGUAUCAACGUUCCCUGUACAAUGAGGACAAUCUUAAGUCGCAUCCAUUUUGGACGGUUGAACAAACCACCUACGGUGGUCAGCUGGAAUUGAUUCGAUCCCAGUGGACCACCAUUCGUGACGAGGGACUGCGGCUGCUGAACUCGGCCGGUAACUUCAAGGACGAGGCAGAAAACCUCCGCGAUACGGGUGACUGGAAGCAGUUCGAACUGUUUAUGCGCGGCCAUCGGAUAGAGAAAAACUGUGCCAAAGCUCCGCUGACAUGCAAGCUGGUGGAGCAGUUCACGGCAGCGCGUACCUGCAAGCGCGGCCAGGUUAAGUUCAGCGUUAUGCACCCGGGAACGCACGUGUGGCCACACUGUGGCCCAACCAACUGUCGGAUACGAGCCCACCUGGGGCUGAAGGUGCCGAGCGAUACGUACAUUCGUGUCGCGGAAGAAACAAGAUCCUGGCAGGACGGCCAGUGGCUAAUCUUCGACGACAGCUACGAGCACGAGGUGUGGCACAACGGUACCGGCACGCGGCUGGUGUUGAUCGUCGACUUCUGGCAUCCGGAUCUGAGCGAGAGUCAGCGGAGAACACUGUCGCCGAUUUAAAUAGCUUCUCGAUGGUGCUGCGGAGCGGAGGGAGCGAGGCAAAUCACAACAGCGAACGUACGGUACCAAAGGCAAUACAUAUUAUUCUCAUAUUUUCUUUUAUAGUGUUCUUUUAAUGUAGGGAAGGGGAAAAAGAAUUUUGAAUUUUAUUUUUUUUUGCUUAAUUUUAGCGGAAAAUGUGAAAAGGCAUGAAGUUUUGUGCCUCUAAAUCUAAUCAUUGCUUCUACUUUACUGAAGUUUGCAUUUCAGCCAUAGUUUUCUUUGCCUUACAUGUUUUUUUUAAUUUUAUUUUAUUUGUAUGUUUGAUUUAGAAUAGUGAUAAUGAGAGUGAGAAAAAUGAAGCAAACCGGAUCAUUUGUAUAUUUUGAGAGAAUGUCGAGAAUGAUAGCUAAAUAGCCGGCUGCGACGCAACCAAACUAUUCGGUUCUGCUUUCUACGAGAAAGACUAUGCUCUUUAGAAGGACAAUCAAAGACUUACACUAUAAUUACUUGAUGCGUGCGAACGCCUGAGGUCAUAUUUUGUAUCAAGAAUUUAAAUCUAA